This is a messenger RNA of Tripterygium wilfordii, 768 nucleotides long. RefSeq lists its product as uncharacterized. The transcript has a single exon. The coding region runs from base 1 to 768 and encodes 255 amino acids. Lineage: Eukaryota; Viridiplantae; Streptophyta; Magnoliopsida; Celastrales; Celastraceae. The record is from RefSeq and is a predicted model, not a curated record.
AUGUCAGGGGAUCCGUCCACUCGAAACCAAUCCAAAUGGUGUUCCUAUCAUAGAGACAAAGGUCACAGGACAGAAGAUUGCAGAGAGUUCAAACAACAUUUGGAAGAAUUGGUUCAACAGGGUCAUCUUAAGGAAUUUAUUGACAAAGAAAAAACCGCUGCCGAAAAGAAGGCAGAACCUCAGUCAAAGGAGCGGGGAGAACCUUCACACUACGUGGUUAGUUUUAUUGAUGCAAUGGUACCGGAUGCACAACUUGGUAAUACGAUAAGGCGAACAGAGUAUAGGAGGGUUCGACACCAACAAGAGGUAAUGUGGAUGGAUCUUAAUCCCAGUUUGGGAACUAAGAGACCAAGGGAGGCAACUGCAAUCACUUUCAUCAAGGAAGAUGCAACAGGAGUCAUCUUUCCACAUAAUGAUGCUCUCGUAAUCUCCCUACAAAUCGGAGCAGCAAUAGUGAAGCGAAUGAUGGUAGACCAAGGAAGUUCUGUAGAGAUCAUGUAUUAUUCACUCUUCCAGAAGUUAGGGAAAACUCAUGCAGAUUUGAUUCCUGUUCCAACACAUCUGGUGGGCCUUAAUGCGACCCCAGUUUGGCCUCUCAGAAGGAUACGAAUGCCAGUCAUGGUAGGUCCAAGAACAGUUGAGGUGGAUUUCCUUGUUAUAGAUCUACCCUCAACAUAUAAUGCAAUCAUGAGCAGGACUUGGCUUCACUUAAUGAAAGUUGUCCCCUCAUCUUAUCAUCAGAUGCUCAAACUCCCCUUCGGGGACUAA